Molecule: messenger RNA, 2562 nt
Organism: Orbilia oligospora ATCC 24927
Lineage: Eukaryota; Fungi; Ascomycota; Orbiliomycetes; Orbiliales; Orbiliaceae
Exons: 2
Coding region: 1-2562 (853 amino acids)
Source: RefSeq, a predicted model, not a curated record
AUGAUGAACGGACUGGCCCACGCCCCGUCGUCAUCGGCAUCGGCAUCGGCUCCCACGAUAACCCCCGCUACCACUCUCACGUCCACUCCUGCUGCUUCCCUCAUCUCCAGCACCACCACUACCGUCGCUAGCAGUAACGCUCCCAUCGCGAAUUCACCCUUCCAAUCAGCUUCCUCGUCUUCCACCACUACUGUCAAGCAAUCAUCGUCGUCGGCUGCUUCUUCGUCCUACACCCACGGAAAUACCAACAACAUUGCCAACAAUACACGGAUAGAUCCAUUAACGACUUCGUUGCCAUCUUCCGUCAACGGUGCCCUUCCGGUCCACCAUGAUACUACUUCAAUCAUUGGGAAGAGGAAACGCGCGGAUAGCAGUCCUGUAAAGGAAUCACAAAAUGCGACAGCUGUAUCACCGGCUCAGAGGCAGCAAUUGCUAGCUGAUAUCAGGAAUACCGUUCUCACUUCGCUGGCACACCUCGACGCUGGAAUAUCCUUAUUGGACAAACCUGUAUCACCAGAACCAAGCUCUCACGAGGCUAAAAAGGUCAAGUCGCCUAAUCCUGAUGGCCUGCAGACUCUCCGACAAAGGCUCUUGUCGGAUUCCUUUUACCAAUCGUUGGACGCCCUGAGUCAAGAUGUCAACCGGGUCACCAACGAGGCCUUGGAAGCCUUGGGUGUCCGAACCGAUAUCGCGCCUGAGGACGAAAUGAUGGACGACGAUGUACAUGUUAAAAAUGAGGCCGAGGAUACACCUGGGAAAAUCAAAAAAUUUAGACAGGCUGCCCAGACCGUUAUUGCUCAAACCUUGACCCACCAUCCAUAUCUGAACAUUCCUGACGACCAAAAAUCCCCAGACGCGACCACCAAUACGGCCGUGAUCCCGGACGACAUCUCCUUGGACCAGCCUUCACCUAAAUUCAAAUACGCUAUCAUCGUCAAAAAUGGGAACAAGACUUAUUACCAAAUACUAAAAAAGCACCCGGAAACCAACACCCCUAGGAGAAGCCAGGAUGAGAUGGACGUCGAUGAAGAAUUAGACGAACUUCAGCAAUCAGACCUCCCUCCCCAAGCUGAAAUCGUUAGGAUUUACGAGAACACACCACGUGAAACGACCCGAACUCUUAGGGACGCUUUCCCGAAUAUCGCGAAGAUUCCAACUAGCCGUCAGGAUAAGAAGCCGUCUGACCGGAAAUACCAAGAUAAGGGCAUAGAAACCCCAGACUGGCUUGACUACGGUCCCUUCAUGUCCUUCGCCCCGACCUACGACCAGGGCCGGUCUACCAUGUCUGUUCACGCCAAGAAUCAGUAUUGGUUUGCAUUGCACGGCGAGAAGGAGUUGAAAAGGAUCCGAGCCGGUAGACAACCGGAACAGGAUGCCCAAGAUGAAGAACACCAGUUCAAAGACCUCGCCGAAAAAUACGAACCGAUACCAAUUGAUCCCGCUCUGUUCGAGGAAGAAUCGGAGAACGACAAGACCCUCAGAGCAAUCAGCGAUCUUCUUGCUGAGCUGCGUUUGAAGCAAGAAACCCGUUUCGCUAAGCAUAGCAAUCCUAAUGUUCCUUCCAAACCGGACGGUCCCGAAACCGAAAUACAUGGAAAGGCAAUCGAACAGCUCGCGGAGCUGAUUGGAAAGCUCGAGCCCGGGACUUGUGAUGCGCUAGAAGAACUCAUUGAUUCGCUUCCUGAAUCACUCCCUAUAAGGCUCCAUCCUGCGCCAGGGACGCUGUUGGAUACCGCCAAAGUACCUCCCCCACCUACCCCUCAGCCUGCAGCUCCAUACACUACGACCAGGGUCAGCUACCACCAACAGGAUGCUGUUUUCUCACCAUCAGCCCGUGUCGUGCCCAAUCGUUCCCAAGGGCACAAUCAAUACACAAAUCGAACGGGCAGCUUUAGCCAACAGAGUUACCCUCAAACACCAAUCAACCGACAACCGUACGGACCAAAUGCUGGGUUUUACCCUCCGCAACCCGCUUACACCCAACCACGGGGCCCGCCUAUCCCCACCACCCCGCAACAAUACCCAGCUGGAGGCUAUACGAAUAGCCCCUUCUCGAGAAACGCCACGGCAACCGUCCCUAGAAUGGCAUCGUCAGGCGCACACCCAGGUUUUGUUCAGCAGUCAAAUCCUUCUACCCCAUUCCAAGCCAUCCGCCAGACUAGCUUCAUCACCCAAGGAAACGGACCGGCUCAGGUUCAGACUGGAAGAAGGGUCUCGCUUGCCCCUCAACAGCCCCAACCUCAAGUUCGACCAGCAUCAGGUCAAGGCCAGGCUUAUAGCCCCUACACUCCUGGCCACAACCAGCACACUUUUACGGCACAUCAAACUCAGCAGCAGAUUCUUCGCGUUCAGCAACAGACGCAGCAACAGCCAGCACAAUAUACUCCUGGCCACCAGCCGCAGCCGCAGCAACAGCAGCAGCAGCAGUUUGCGUACAGUCAACAAGUUCGCCAGAUGCAAUCUAGUCAACAAAGGGCACCGUAUCCUAAUGGUAGCUACCCUCAAACCCCCCAGGUCCGGGUGAUCCAAACACAACCUGGCCAACCUCCAACCCCAAGGUAG